Molecule: messenger RNA, 1310 nt
Organism: Physella acuta
Lineage: Eukaryota; Metazoa; Mollusca; Gastropoda; Physidae
Product: ficolin-2-like
Source: RefSeq, a predicted model, not a curated record
GCUAACACAAGUUAUAGGAGCCUGUGGCAAACACACCAUCUCCAAACGAGCUGACUGAACACACCAUGUUUUUUACAGGUCUGCUAGUUGUUGCACUUAUCAUCAAACUACCAUCUCUAUACACAGGCGCUGAGGGGUUUAAAGUGGUUUACGAUGCACCACGUUGUGAAGUACGAAGGUGUCUGACUCCUCCGGCAGUUUGUGAGAAAUUAUCAAUGAAGCGUUGCUAUGCAGAACGGGAACUUAUGACAAUGUUGGGAAAAAACUUCUUAUGCGAUACUAAAACUGACGGAGGUGGUUGGAUUCUUAUCCAGCGUCGAAUUAUACCUGGUGUGGAUUUUGUAAAAAACUGGACAGAAUACAAACAAGGAUUUGGCACGUUAAGUGGUGACUUCUGGAUUGGAUUGGAUUUCAUCUACUCGCUAAUUACGCAACACAAUUAUGAGCUGAGAAUUGAUAUGAUGUAUAAAAACAAACCCUACUACGCCAAAUACGGCACCUUUAGCAUUGCAAAUGAAGCCGACCGCUUCCGUCUUACUAUUUCUGAUUACUAUGGAACCGCUGGCAAUUCAUUAAGUGCACAGAAUAACAUGCAGUUCGCCACAGUUGACAUGCCUGACAGCAUUGGUUGCGCAACAAAUUACAAAGCAGGCUGGUGGUAUAACCGAUGCUACAGCGCAUACUUAAAUGGUGUAUGGGUUGAGACACGCCGAUUUCAAGGCAUUCACUGGGAUGCACUAGGUGGUACUAUCUUCCCUUUACAGUCAGCGGAGAUGAAACUUCGAAAGAAGAAUUAUUAGUGCGGGUGUUAAGUCAAAGUUGUACCAUCUACCAACCAGAGUUUCUUUCAGACAUAUAUCUUUAAGGGUGGGGCACUUGAAGGUUUUAAAGGAGGGCCGACGAUACAUUUGGUGGAGGAGUGGGGGAUACACAUCGGUUUAAGUAUAAAGAAAUUCCCUGUAUAAACGGGACAUUUUUUAAAAAAAUUCAUCAUGAUGGGGGUGUAGACAUUCUUCAGAGGGAGGGAGGGAAAAUUAAAUGGUAAUGCUUCAAACCCCCUUGAAGAGCUGCGUGAAAGAAACUCUGCUACUACCUUUAAAAAUGUGUUGCAUAUAUGAAUCAAAUUAGUCUUAAUUCAUUAGAAUUCUUAUUUCAUAUGUUAAAAGGUUUCAAAAUUCGGACAUAGGCUACCUUCAAAAAUGGUCAUGUUAUUGUUAUCUAAAAUUAUUGUAUUGAAAAUAAUUAUUUUGCAUCUUGUAUGUCGAAACAUUAAAACUAAGUCAACUUAAAUCCUGUUCACAAUUAUUUUA